Messenger RNA from Gigantopelta aegis, 1101 nucleotides. RefSeq lists its product as uncharacterized. The transcript has a single exon. Gene Ontology annotation, molecular function: nucleic acid binding. The coding region runs from base 1 to 1101 and encodes 366 amino acids. The record is from RefSeq and is a predicted model, not a curated record. Lineage: Eukaryota; Metazoa; Mollusca; Gastropoda; Neomphalida; Peltospiridae. Gene Ontology annotation, biological process: DNA integration.
AUGCGUCUUAUGUGGUACAGCUAUGAGGUGAUCUAUACAGCGGGUAAGAACCUGACGACUGCAGAUGCAUUGUCUCACGCUCCAGUUGGAUCUCCCCAGGAAACUGACCUGCUGUUGGAAAGUGAUGCCACAGCCUUAGUACAGUCUGUGAUUGAUGGUAUACCAGCCAGCCAGGGUCGGCUAGUAGAGAUCAGGACGAAGCAGCAGCAACACUGGGUAUGUAGUCAAGUAGCUCGUUACUGCAGAGAUGGAUGGCCUGCUGUGAAGUCCAAACUUCAUCCAGAUGUUUGUCCAUUCUACAUGGCGAGAGACGACUUAACAGUCCAAGACGGACUAUUACUUUAUCGCACUAGACUUGUCAUCCCAGUGGAACUAAGGAAGGACAUUUUGACCCGAAUUCAUGAUGGCCAUCAAGGCAUUGUAAAGUGCAGAGCUCUGGCCAAGUGUUCUGUGUGGUGGGCAGGACUAUCUCAAAAGAUCCAGUCCUUGAUAGAAAACUGUGCAAUCUGUGAGAAAGAGAGAAAAGCUAGACCUGAGCCAUUGAAGCCAAGCAGUGUUCUGGAUUUCCCAUGGCAGAAAGUGGGAAUGGACUUGUUUCACUGGCGUGGUAAGCAGUAUCUACUCGUAGUAGAUUAUUUCUCUCGUAACACUGAGUUGGCUUAUCUACAAGCCUCGACCUCUUCAGAGACUGUUAUUGUUCAUUGCAAGAGUAUCUUCGCACGACACGGGAUUCCUGAAGUUGUUCAAUCAGAUAAUGGACCACAAUUUGCAUCCCAGAAAUUCAGCAGAUUUGCUACAGAAUAUGGAUUCACCAAUGAAACCAGCAGUCCUCAUUAUCCGCAAGCUAAUGGAGAAGCUGAAAGGGCUGUGCAGAUGGUCAAGAAUUUUCUGUUGAAAGCUGAAGACCCAUAUCUGGCGCUACUUAACUACAGAGUGACUCCUCUCCAGUGUAGUUUCAGUCCAGCAGAAAUGUCCAUGGGCCGUUGCCUGAGGACGAGAGUUCCAGUCGUCCCUGCCUUGCUUACUCCUGAUUGGCCUAAGCUGGCUGACAUGAAGUUGGCAAAUGCAAACCAGAAGGAAGUGCAAAAAAAAAACUUUUGA